This is a messenger RNA of Xyrauchen texanus (razorback sucker), 2723 nucleotides long. It is a transcript of the gene atp1b4, whose product is annotated as ATPase Na+/K+ transporting subunit beta 4. Gene Ontology annotation, biological process: sodium ion transport; regulation of DNA-templated transcription; potassium ion transport. The coding region runs from base 448 to 1386 and encodes 312 amino acids. The transcript has 8 exons. The record is from RefSeq and is a predicted model, not a curated record. Gene Ontology annotation, cellular component: sodium:potassium-exchanging ATPase complex; nuclear inner membrane. Lineage: Eukaryota; Metazoa; Chordata; Actinopteri; Cypriniformes; Catostomidae.
AAGUAGAAAUAGGAAAUUAACAAUAAAUUAUAUCAAAAAUAAGUUAAUAAACAUAAAAAAAUGUUAAUCUCCACAAAGGUUUAUGGCACCAGUGUGGUUUUCAGCAUGCACUUUAAGUUUUUAGAAGUACAUUUUACUCAUGCCUUGAUUUUGAGAAUGAGUCUGUAACAUCUGGCUGGAGAGUGACCCUGCAGAUUUCGUGCAGCUGUGAGAGGUUAGAUCUCCCAUCAUGGGUCAGUGAGUGUGUGGGUCCUCUCCGCCUUCAGUCCUCUCAUACAUCAAUGGGAAUGGGAUCGUGAAACGUCUUUCAUUCACUCCGAAUGAGAUCCUGCUCUUGCUUGGUGUUUUGACCAUAAAUAUUUGUCUUCCGCUUGCCUACCCUUUUGUGAGAUCAUUGGACAAUUUUAUCGAGCAGGGUCACUUCAUAAACAUGAACUAGCUGAGGCCAUGGAAGUGGAACAGGAAGGACUGGUAGAACAUCAGCCUCUGGAGCAGGAUGACCUCAACUUUGAGAAAUGGAAGCCCAAGCCAAAGCCCAAGAGGACACUGCAUGAGAAAAUCGAUGACCUAAAGACAUACCUGUGGAACUCAGAGACUAAGGAGUUUAUGGGUCGCUCAGGGAAGAGUUGGAGCCUUAUUCUGCUCUUUUACUCUGCAUUAUACAUUUUCCUGGCAGCCAUGUUUGCUGGCUGUAUGUGCUGCCUGAUGUGGUCAAUUAGCCCCUAUGCUCCUACCUACAAUGACAGGGUGAUGCCACCAGGUAUGACAAUGUCCCCUCAUGUAGAUGUAGCUCAUGGGUUUGACAUUGCUUUUAAUGCCUCUGACCGCAGCUCAUGGAAGAAGUAUGCAAAAUCACUGGAAGCCCAUCUGAAAUCCUAUGACGAUGCAGUUCAGGAGAGGCGCAAUAUUGUAUGCAAAGGAAAUAUGUAUUUCAUGCAGGAUGACAUGGAGGAGAGUGCAGAGAGAAAGGCAUGUCAGUUUAAGAGGUCCUGGCUGGGGGAGUGCUCCGGCCUGCAGGACCGAGAUUUUGGCUACUCAAAGGGAAAACCCUGCAUCAUCCUUAAAAUGAAUCGGAUUCUUGGGUACCUGCCUGGUCAAGGCACUACAGUAAAUGUUACAUGUGGAGUAAAGAAAGGGUCCAAUGAAGGCCUCGGAGAAGUUGAGUUCUUUCCAAAAAAUUGGUUUAACUUGCAUUAUUACCCCUACUAUGGGAAACUGAGACAUGUAAACUACUCUUCACCACUGGUGGCUGUGCGCUUCGCUAGAGUCCAGUAUGACAACCAACUACAUGUUCAAUGCAAACUAAAUGGCAAGGGCAUCAUCAACGACUCACCAACUGACCGUUUCCUGGGUAGUGUGUCUUUCACUUUAGAAGUGGGUGCAUAGGAUUGUAGCAGACAUAGAGAAAUUGACAUUACAUUAUUUUACGAAAUAGUCCAGUGUGCUGUCUUUACCCAUUUCCCAUCUGAUUAUGCCUCCGGCAGCCACUGCGCUAUUCAUGUCUGUGAGCUGUGUUACUACAAUACACUUCCUUUUUAAACAAGGAAUCUCCCAGUAAGUAAACAAUGAGAUGAAUAUAUGCAGUGUAUUCAUAGGGCACAUUCAGAAAUAUAACAGUGAGUACCCAGCAUCUGGAGACUGAAAGGGCUAACAUUUUAUUAUUGUAUUAAAUGAAAAGACAUCAAGAUAUGUAGAUCACAACUACAGCUAAUGAGGUUUAAUCACUCAAACAAACAGUCUAAUGCAAGUAGGGAAAACAAUUCUCCAGAUCUGUGUAGACUUUAGAAUUAACAUGAAUUAAACCUUUUCAAUCAGUUCUUUUGGUAAGUCAGGUGUAUAUAACACAUAUUAAUUAAACAAUUCUUUAUUAUUUUUAUUCUCUGUUAAGAGACUCAUUAAAUUCUCCCUCUUUUGUACAAAUCAUCUGGACAAGAGAAAACGACAGGAAAGUUUAUUUCUGUUUUCUGCCACGAGCCAGCUAGCAACUUAACAUUAUAAUUUUGCUUGCUCAUUUAAUGGAAUAACAAUCAGAUGAGGUUUAGAAUUAAUGAUUAAUUGUACAUUAUGGACUAAAUGUGUUUUUUCUUCUUCUUUUGGAUGUACAACUAAAAUCUGAUUCCAGAGGCAAAUGUAUUUUACAAAAAAGUGGUACAAAAAAAAAAAAAAAAAAAAAUCCCUUUUCAUCAUUUUCACAGAGCUUCAUAAUGAAAUACAAGUUGAUCUUUAAGCAACCAUGCAACCAAUACUGUACUUCAUAAAUGAAAUAGAAUAUAUCUAUUAUAGAGUGAAAAUAUCUGUUACGUUACCUGUAAGAAGGAUUUCAACAGUAUUAUUUAUUAAUUGUGUUUGAAUAUGUUGACAUGGUACAAACAUUUAGAGGAAAUUGGUAACUUUGUCACUCAGUAAAUACAAUGAAAUAUCCAAUGGCUGACAAAGAUUUGCUAGCUCAUGUUUUUAAAAACACGCAUGUUCUAGCAUAAACAAUAAAGACGGAUGAGAAUUAACGGAAUGAAAUCUUUCUGCUCAGUUUUCCAUUCUCUUUAAAAUUAGAUGAGAUGUACAUCAUUUGAACAGAACUGUCACCACCACACUAAAUCUUCCAUGAUUUACUAAAUCUUCAACUGUAUACAGAUAUUAUUCUCAUUAAUAUGCAGACUUGAGUGAGAAGCUUCUAGAUUAUAAAGGCACCAUUCUUGUGACUCUUGUGUCAUCUGGAACUUUUA